ACUCUUCGAACUUUCUAUUUUCUGUGAUUGCGUUGUGAGCAAGGAACACCUUUUUUCAGGAAAAAUAUUUGGAGCAAUUAGUAAAAGUGUCCUAAUACAUAUAAAAAAAUUUUAGCAAAAAAGACUCGGCGAAAUUUAUAGAAUACUGAAAUGGCUGAAGUUGAGAAAGUUUCAACUACAGCGGCUAGUUCCCCUGAGGCAGUUAAAGGCGCUGAUAUACCUUUGUCUGAGAUCGGAGAAGCAGCCGGCAUCAACGCAGUAGAGUUUGGAACUUCGCCGACACAAGAACGAUCGAGCAACUCGCACCCUCAUGAUUCAGAAUAUGAUACGGCCUCUGAUCUUGAAGGCGGCGGUGAAGAAUACGACGAUGAUGAGGAUGAUGACGAUUUAGACGAUGAAAGUUUGACGGAUGGGGAAAGCAUGUCAGACGAUGAUGACGACGACGAUGAAGAAGAUGGAAGGCAAGGUAACGUUAGUUUAGAGAAAGCUGAAAUAGAAGCACAAAAGAAAGUAGAUGAGGAUCGUAGCAACCCACAGUAUAUACCAAAACGGGGAACAUUUUAUGAGCACGAUGAUCGUACUGCUGAAGUUGACGUAGAUAGGGUAGUAAAUUUAGAUGGAAUCGGAGAAACUCAGGAGGGAGGUGUUGGAGGAGUUAAACCCCCUCAAUCGCCAACGAUUUCUCAUGCUUCCAAAACAAUGAGAAAAUGGCAACCAGCAUCAGCUGUAGAGCGUUGGAGUCAUGACCGUUUCGAUGCUUCAGAACAAGCUCCAAAAUCACGGUCAGAAUUAGUUUCCUCCUACGGUUACGAUAUCCGUACAGAAGAUGCACCACCACGCGCUCGUCGACGACGUCGAUACGGUCGUGGCCCUAGUAAGUAUUCUCGUAAUUGGGAAGAUGAAAGUGCUUACUUAAAGGCAAGCAAUAAAGAACGCAAGCCGCCACGUCCUUCUGAUUUUCCUGUAUUAAAUGAGCGUAUUGCCCACAAAACUCGAAAGACACUCGUAACUCGUGAAGAGAAAGAGAAUCGAGCAGAUAAAAGGUCUAGUGCUGAAAAAUCAAGCAGUUCUUCUCGUCCACCUCAGUUUCAAGAAGAACGCCGUGAUAUGAAAGGUAAUACUAGUAAAAGCAAGAACUUCAGUCAUCCAUCAGGACACACUGGUCGACAAGCACCAAUGGAAUUCAAGCAAAAGCAACGUAACGGUCGAUAUACCGGGUCAUCAUAUAAAGAUUCUCAAAAUGUACGCAAUGAAGCGCAUUAUGAUAGACAAAAUAAUCGCCAACAGUCUAAUGGCCAACAAGGUUCUGGAAUGACUGAUCAUCCACAACAAAAGGUUGGUAAUGGAAAGCAGCACACACAUUCCAAGCACUCUCAAGCAGAAAGUGGUUAUGGGCCAGUGGUUGACAACCAGGUCCUCGUCGGUAAUAGUAGCAAUAAUCACCAAUCGUAUCAGCAGCAAACGCAGAAAUCGUUAUCGCAAAUUCAACCCCAAUCUUCUACUGCUUCGAUGCGUCAGCAGCCACAAUCAAAAAAUUCUUCAACUACAUCCAAUUUAUCCCAGCGUCUUCAGCAAGUUCAGAAUCGUAACGAUCCAAGUCACGUUGGUAGCGUCCAAAUGCACGCUUUAGCAUCACAAAAUCAAAUAGUUAGUCAGCAACAACAAUUAACUGGAAACAAUGUGGUAAUGGGUACUCAACAGAACAGUCAACAACCUCAACCAAUACAACAGAUCUCACAAGAGCAGCGAGCACCACCAAAACGUUACUCGAGCCUGCGUCGUUCACAACAUGAAGCGCAACAUAUUACUGAACAAAUGCAGCAAAUGCAUCUCCAACAGCAACAACCACCCCCGCCGAUGUUAAUUCAAGAUCAACACAUGCUUCAAGCAAACCUCAUGCAGCUUUAUCAUCAAGAAAAUAUUCAAGCUAUGCAAGCUCUACAAGCCAAUCAGAACCCAAGUCAAACUCAGAAACCGUCUACAGGCUAUGCAGCGGUACCGACACCGGCUCAAGGCCCCCCAUAUGCUAAUGCUGGAACUACUGCAACCACACCAGCAGCAUUUUAUGUUGCUUCCCCUGAUGCCUACACUGCCUCUGCCGCCGCUAAUCCUCAAGCGCAACCUGCUGGACAGUAUGCGCAACAGGCUCCCCAAAACUACCUGCCAUCAUCUUCUGCAACUGCUACAGCUACAAUUGCUUAUGCUGGAGGGCCUUCUUCAGGGACUCCACCUCAAGUCGCAGGACCACCCGCAGCGCCAUUCGGGACAACUGCUGCUGUACCCGCCCCAACGGCCACCAGCUCUACAGGAGCUGCUAGCACCAAUAGCAAUUCAAACUUUACAAACUAUCAAAAUUACAAUACUGUUGGAGGAACUACAUACUUUGUGCCACCAGCACAAUCCACUACUCGUCCUGUUGUUCUACCACAGCGGCGCCCAACAAACGCCAUACCCAUAUUGCCACCAUCCGAAAAGAAUAAGCAACGCAUCGCAGAUGCCAAGGAGGAGGCCAAAGGUCUCAACAAUGCAACAACACAAGGCGGUGCACAAUCAUCGGCUCCUAUUGGCAGUGCCGAAAACAUAGAUCAUAUAAUUGAUAAUAUGUUUGUACAACGUCCGGCUUUCCAGCCACCUCAGGCCACAGCUAAUAAUCCGGCUCGCAAAAGCUCUUCACCGUCGUCGAAUACCGACAAUAGCAAUGGAGAGAGCAGUGCGAAUGUCAGUAGCGGAGGCGGCUUAAUCAACUCACCACUUACCGAUGAUUUUAUCGGAAAUAAUGCAGCAAACGGAGAGAAAUCUUCCAAUAGCAAUGCAGAAAAUGCUCAACUAGAAAAAACUAUUAACAAUUCUAUAAUACUAACACAAGAAUGAGAUUCUACAUCAACUACAUACACAUAAAAAAAGAAAAAAAAACAA
This is a messenger RNA of Anastrepha obliqua, 2916 nucleotides long. It is a transcript of the gene btz, whose product is annotated as protein CASC3. NCBI's taxonomy places the organism in Eukaryota, Metazoa, Arthropoda, Insecta, Diptera, Tephritidae. Gene Ontology annotation, biological process: mRNA processing. The transcript has 2 exons. The record is from RefSeq and is a predicted model, not a curated record. Bases 151 to 2871 code for a protein of 906 amino acids. Gene Ontology annotation, molecular function: mRNA binding. Gene Ontology annotation, cellular component: exon-exon junction complex.